GGUAAGAUGCACAGAUGGUGUGGGUUAAAUCCCAACCAUACGGAGUAUACUACCUAGGCACUCUUACAUUUUCUUUCCUUCUUUCCUUCCCUCCCUUCCUUCCUUCCUUCCUUCCUUCCUUCCUUCCUUCCUUCCUUCUUUCUUUCCUUCUCUCCUUCUUGUUUCAUUUCUUCAUAUUCAAUGAAUUUUAGCGAAGACACGUAUGUUCCUUCUUCUCUGUUGUCUGAAUGACACUUGACUGCAUUGAAUAAUACAAACAGAGACAAACAACUCCAUCAUUGAACAAAUAAAUUGCUUUACGUGUCAAAUUUAUAAUAUCGAUACAAUAAACAAAGAAUACGAGAGAAACUUACACUUUUAUACGCUGGAGCUAAAUCUACUAAAGCUACAAUGUCCGUCUCUCGUCAAAGCACUACCUCCCUACAAGUCCAAGCCCGCAACAGUAAUAACUUCCCUGAAACCGAAUCAACCCUCCCACAUCUUCCCCGCACACCCACAAGCUCUUUCCUAGAAAACCUCCUCUCAUAUCUCGGUCCAUAUAAUCCCUUCCCAACAGCAAUAUCCAAAGAUGAUACAGUUUGGUUAUUAGACAACACGGCUUACAGGAAUCAAUUGACCGGAGAAUGGGAAGCGGAGUUUGUGGCGGCAGUUUGGGAGACUGAAAGUGGAAAACAUGUCCCGGAAAUUGUAGGAGAUAUAGUUGGGAGAAUUGGUGGAGACGGUGAUAGAGGAGAGGAUGAAAUUGUAGAGGAGAGAUUGAGACCAUUUUUGAUGGAUGUUAAACCUGGGAGGGUUGUUGAUGUCGAGUUUUCAGAGCAUCAAGAGAAUACAGAAUUAAGACUCGGACCGGGUGGAAGAAACGGUAUUAGCAGCGAUAUUCGAAAAUUGAAAGAUGGUAAAGAUGGCGAGAUCGCAACGUGGAAGGCAGAAGUGCCGACAGGAGCAGAGGGGAUAUUGGACAUGAAAACAGUUUUUGCAGAACCGGAAGGGUGGGGUGUUAUUUCUGGUGAGUUGGGAAAUUCAAAAUCAUUCAAUUCUUGGAAUUUGUCGAACUUUUUGGCGCUAUAUUGAGGGAAAAAUACUAACACCACACAGAUAUCGAUGACUCGAUAAAAAUAACUCAAACUAGCUCUCCCAUUGGCAUUCUGCGCUCGACUUUUCUAUCUAAACCACAACCUAUUGAGGGAAUGCCAGAAUUUUACAGACAUAUCCAAUCUUUGAUCACCUCUAAAAAUGCUUCAGUAGCUCCUUGGUUCUACCUAUCUGCCUCACCUUACACUCUCUACUCCUUUCUCAGCGAAUUUCGUCAGGAAUACUAUCCUCAAGGAACCAUGAUAUUAAGGGACGCAAAUUUCUUGAGCUUAGGGGGAUUGCUAGAGACAUUGACAGAGGGUACACAAGAAUAUAAAGUUGAUAGAAUGGAGAAGAUUCAUGGAUGGUUGCCAAAGAGGAAGAUGAUUUGUGUGGGCGAUAGUACACAGAGUGACCCAGAGGCUUAUGGAGAGAUGUGAGUUCUAAUCUUUUGUCUUUAUUAGCUUUCCACUUACUAAUGAUCAAUUAGGUACCGUAGAAACCCAACCUGGAUCAAGCUAAUUCUCAUCCGCAAAGUAACAGACAUUGCUGCAAUCGGUAUUUCCCAGAAGAAUGAGCCGGAGAGAUUUGAGAAGGCUUUUACUGGUGUUCCAGAGAGCGUAUGGAGAGUUUUCGAGAGCCCAGAGGAGUGUUAUGAAGUAGUGGAUGAGUUAGUAAAGGAGACGCCAGCAUAAUGAUUCAAGAACGUUGGAGCGGUAAUUUGGCCGGGCUCGAGGGUCAUACUAGAUUUUUGGAAGUAUUUAUAGAAGUGAUCUUUAUUAACUGGAACUUAUAGUAUUGUCAACAAUGUGGCUAUUGGGGUAGAAACAUAGAGAGACUAUCAGUAAACGGAUAUUUCUCGCAUUGGAACGGGAGGAAACAGCGUCGAAUUGUUUGCAAGCAAAUAUGUUCUACAGGACCAUUAGACGAGUUGAUAACCCAUUUCAAUUUACGCGGUGACAGGAUCUCCUCUCUGAGAGCUUCUAUGUGAUUUCAAACAAACUGUCACACAAUACCUCGGCCCGGGAUGUUGUUGGUGAAGUGGUUCCAAAUCCGGGGUUUGCAUCCUGUUCAAUUAAGCAGCCGCCCAGGACAUUUCUCGGACCAUCAAGGACACCCGCUUUUGAGUGCUCAGUUUGUAACUGGGAGGUUAUCUAGCCUUUGCAAAAAAGAUUCCAGAGUGGUUUUAUAAAUGUUUGCUAUUCUACCUUGGUGCUGAGUAUUACAAGCCUAACCGUUAAGCGCUGAGAUGGUUUGAUUUUAGUAGAGUUUGGAGAGGAAUGGGCUGACUCGUUACCCUGUAUCUUAUGGCGUAACCCACGCUGGGCGACAGAACCCCUGCUAG
Messenger RNA from Sclerotinia trifoliorum, 2416 nucleotides. NCBI's taxonomy places the organism in Eukaryota, Fungi, Ascomycota, Leotiomycetes, Helotiales, Sclerotiniaceae. The record is from the annotation of a GenBank genome assembly.